UCUCAGCUUUCAGACUGUAAGAAAAGCAGGCACCCACCAAUACAGCUACGGGAGCAUAGUAAACAGGGAUCACACCACGGAUCAAGCAACUUAAACGACAGCAGCUUGUCAUAUUUCGCAUUGCCGAGGUCCACAUCCACACAAGUGAUGCAGUCACUCGCCCAAGAAAUUAAAUCAUUCUCCAAAACCAAUCUGCGAAAGCAAUGCACUCGGGUGACGACUCUGAGCGGGAGGAGGAUUAUUGAAACAUGGAAAGGAUCCACUGUCCAUGUGGUUGAGGACACAGUCCAACCUGAGACGCCAUGUGGAUACAUUCAGGAUAAUACAUGGGAUCUCCAAGUGGGAUGUAUUAGACCUUAUUUGUUACUGGGUUCACAGGAUGCCGCUCAUGACUUUGGCACUUUAAAGAAGUACAAGGUCACUCACAUACUGAAUGUGGCAUACGGUGUGGAAAACGCUUUCCCAGAUCUCUUCAUCUAUAAAACCCUGAGCAUACUGGAUCUACCUGACACAGACAUCAUAUCACACCUACACGAGUGUGCACAGUUCAUAGACCAGGCCAAGGCAGAGAAAGGUGUAGUGCUCGUCCACUGUAACACUGGUGUGUCUCGGGCAGUCUCUGUGGUCAUCGGAUACCUGAUGUGGAGAGAAGGCCAGUCAUUUGAUGAUGCGUUUUCUCAGGUGAAGUCAUCGAGGUCAGCGUCGUGUCCGAACCCAGGUUUCAUCGAUCAGCUGAAAAAUUUCAAACCCCAAUGCGGUUUACAAGCAAAUGGUCUGAUUGGUCAUUCAUAAAUCCAUAAAUUACAUUGUGUGUGUUCAUACUAAAGGCACCAGUGCUUCCGAUAAGGUUUCUGACAUGGCCAUAACCAUGAUAAUCAUGAUCUUCUAUCUUUUAUGAGUAUGAGGAGGAAUGAGCAUUUAGACUGGCAAGGAGAAAGUU
Messenger RNA from Ictalurus furcatus (blue catfish), 940 nucleotides. RefSeq names its product dual specificity phosphatase 19a (gene dusp19a). Gene Ontology annotation, molecular function: JUN kinase phosphatase activity. Gene Ontology annotation, biological process: regulation of MAP kinase activity; protein dephosphorylation. Gene Ontology annotation, cellular component: cytoplasm. The record is from RefSeq and is a predicted model, not a curated record. NCBI's taxonomy places the organism in Eukaryota, Metazoa, Chordata, Actinopteri, Siluriformes, Ictaluridae. The coding region runs from base 148 to 792 and encodes 214 amino acids. The transcript is spliced from 4 exons.